UAUACACAACCGAUUCUGUCUAAAAUUUUCUUGAUACCAAAGAUUAAUGAAAUAAAAGUAAAAGUGGUUGUGUUAGGAGUUGAAAGUCUAUGCCGAAAGUUUUUAACCAUCAUGAUUUGGGCAAGAGCUGUAUGGAUCGAAAAUUAUGAGGAAGUAGAAGAUGUUGUGCCAAGAAGGUGGAUAAAUACAAAAAAAAAAAAAUAUUAUUUUGGCCUUCUGGUAUAUCUUAUCGUAGAGCUGUCAAUGAUUAAAAUGGAUGCAGAUGAAACAUGGGACAAAUAUAAACUUAUCAAAAUCAAAUUUGAGAGUGAUGAUAUAAAUGAGCUAAAAGAAUAUGUUUACACAACAGCAGCAGAGGAGGAGGAUGAAAUAGAUCAUUGUUUUACGAGUUCCAAAGGCGCAUUUAAAGUGAAAAAGUUACCAGAAUUUCUGUUGCUUCCACUAGUUUUGCAAUCCAUACCAACAAAAUCAUUAAAGAGAUCAUUUGAUUUUAAUUUGUCACCUGGAUUUAAUAUUUUAAAACAAUCAAGUAUUUGUUCUGCUUUGCCUCACUCUUUACCUUUACAUACAGAGGAACAAUCAACUUCGUAUUCUGAGUCACUGUCUUUGCCUAACUUCUUUUAACCUUCAGAAUCAACUGAAAAGGAACGAUCAAAUUUUUUUACAGUUUUACCUCAUACUCAAGAGUUCAAAAAAAAGAAAACAAAAGAAGAAGAACAAAAAAAACUACGAUUGAAGCCCUUGGACCAGAAAAGUUAGUUAAAAAUCAGUUUCCUAUGGAAGUUGGAAAAUACCAGCAUAUGAUGUUCAAGAUGGUAUCAAAAAUUCUUAAAAACCAGGAGCUUAUUAUUGCGGUAAAUAAACAACCCCAUAGUAAUUUGGCAGUUAAGCAAUUAGAGACUAUAGCAGAAUACGAAGAUUUUAUCAAAUAUUUAGAGGAUGAUUCAGUUCGCCUUGAUUUGGUAAAUACUUUGUCUUGGGAUGUGUAUGUCUUGAAGCCAAUCCAUGGCUUUCAGCUAUUUCUGUACCAGGUUAUUCACAAUGUGAUUAAUCACACCAAAAAGUAAAUGAACUUCCAUGGAAGGAAAUAUUUUCAAAACAACUGAUAAGAUAGGAAAAGGAAAAAAAAAGAGGAUGAGCAGCAUUGAAGAAAGUUUUGGCAUUCCAUAUUUCUACAUGCAGCGAGUUUUGAAGAUUCAAUUUUACACCAACAACAUGGAUGUUAUUAUUAGCUCAUCGCUUAAUUAGGAAGUCCUACGAUAGGACUGCCAUUGUCCUAUCGUAGGGCUUCCUAACUAAGGGAAAAAAAGACCAAUGGCAGCCCUACCCUAGGAUGACUGUUUGAUCUUUGGUGAUUUUAAUUUCCCAAAUAUAACGAGUAUGAAUUUUGAAACAUUUACCAAAACAACCUCUUUACACAUCACGUUCCCUACUUUUCAAACAACCUAUGGUUCCCCAAAAAUUAUGUUGGACUUAUUAUUUACUUACAACAAUAAUUCUAUUUUAAAUUUGUCUUCUAAUGCUAUACUAUGUAAUAACACUGAGGGUUGCUUUAGUAUUACUUCGAGAAUCUUAGUUUAGAACCGCUUCCUGAAAACGAAUUAAAAUUGUUUAGUGGGCCGGGCACCAAGGCUACCAGCAAACCAGCAAAUCCCAGAUUAUUUACAACAACCUGGGUUGCUGGGAGCCUUGGUGCCCGGCCCCCAAAAAUUAGGGUACCACAUGACUUGACAUCUAAAUCAUUUUCAUUAAUUUUUAAUGAAAUUAAUUUCGAUAAUUUCUAAUCAAAUUAAUUUCAUUA
This is a messenger RNA of Hydra vulgaris (swiftwater hydra), 1801 nucleotides long. NCBI's taxonomy places the organism in Eukaryota, Metazoa, Cnidaria, Hydrozoa, Anthoathecata, Hydridae. The record is from RefSeq and is a predicted model, not a curated record.